UUAGGGCUCAAGACUCGUGACCCAAUAUUUGAUCCCCUUGUUGCCGAAUUGGACCAACGUCGUCAGCCUAAAGGAAAUAAUAGAGCAGAGCAGUCUAGUCGUAGAUCGCAUAAGAAGGAGGACGAUCAAUAUUUUGACUAUGAUGGAAAGUUAAAAACUAGCUUAAGAUUAAUGGUUUUGUUCCCUAUUUUGGAUGUUGCACCAAAAGAUGGUUUCAUUGAGUAUAAGGAGUUGGAAGCUUGGAAUAUGCAACAAGCCAUUGAUCGUUUGCAUUAUAGAACUCGGAGAGAAUUGGAGUUUCGAGACAAUAAUGGAGAUGGAGCUAUUUCUUUCUCUGAAUAUUUACCUCACUUUACCAAUCAAGACAUAGAGAAAAAUGAAACCAGCCAUGGAGAAGCAGGAUGGUGGAUGGAACAAUUCAGAAAUGCUGAUGUUGAUCGAAAUGGGACUCUAAACUUAUAUGAAUUCAGAGAUUUUUUGCACCCUGAAGAUAGUAGGAACGAAAAUAUACAAAAGUGGCUGUUGCGAGAAAAGAUCAGGCAGAUGGACGUAAACAGGGAUCAUAAGCUAAAUCGAUUGGAAUUUAGUAACGGUGCUUACAACAUCUAUAAGACUUACCUGGAAUAUGAAUCUCGGGGAGCCAAUAUUCCAACACCACUAGAAGCAUUCGCCAAGCUUGACGUCGAUGGUGACAAAUUUCUGAGAGAGGAAGAAUUGAAACCAAUUCUGCACUACUUGUGCCCUGGAGAACUCUCCUACGCUAAAGUCUACACCACAUAUUUGAUUCGAGAGGCUGAUGAUAACCAAGAUGGUAAAUUAACAUUGGAUGAAAUACUCAAUCAUGAAAGUAUUUUCUACAGUACCAUCUAUGACAAUGGUAGAAAUGAAGAUCUUUCCCACGACGAACUUUAAAUUGUGCACGAAUGCAGUAUCAUUGUAUCAAUGUUGUGGCUGAGGUGAGGAGAUCAAUUUAAUUCACAGAGGCAGUUUAUUUCAACUCGAUCAAUUCGAUGAGCUCAAGUCAGCUGAUCAUAGUUCAAAAAGUAAUUACAGAAGUUAGUAGCGGUGCAGUUCGUUGAAUACAAUUUUUUUUGCUACUUUACCCAUUAGCAAUAGCUAAUAGUGAUAUAGUGAGGCUUGUACAUGCUAAUUUCUUUUGUAUGUAAAUACAUUUUACAUAUACCUCGAUGAAAUAUAAGAAUACCGGAGUUAGAAUCUUCUCUACCUCUUUUUCUUGGUU
This is a messenger RNA of Nicotiana tabacum (common tobacco), 1240 nucleotides long. RefSeq lists its product as uncharacterized. Lineage: Eukaryota; Viridiplantae; Streptophyta; Magnoliopsida; Solanales; Solanaceae. Gene Ontology annotation, cellular component: endoplasmic reticulum. Gene Ontology annotation, molecular function: calcium ion binding. The record is from RefSeq and is a predicted model, not a curated record.